GUGCAAUACUGUCACAUUUUAUCGCCCGCCGCCAUGGACGAUGUGGUGACCAUGCUGCAGGCAGAUGACCAACUGCGUGUCUUCUUGACACCAGACGGAGUGGACAUCGCGGCAAUUGCAAGUGGCAUCAUUUCCCAGGACGCCACAAACUCGACAACAUCGAGCGCGUCAGAGGACUUUAGCCACAAGCUGACGGUUGCAAUGAAGUUGAUCGAUGACUCGAUUGAAGGAUACAUCAGUGUGUCCCACAAGGAUCUCCUCGGGCAAGUGGGUUCUGUCGACGGACUCAAGGCCAAAGUGACCCGGCUGCACACCGACGUGCAUGACGUCCAAGCCGCCAUCCAGCGCAUGGACAUGGACAUCCACAAGGCCCAUCGUGGGCUACAGCGCACGGUCCGUCAGCUUCGGAACGUCGACCUCUGCAGUGCAGUGUUGCAACGCGUUCUGCGCUUUCAAUCGCUGAUCGACACGUUGCAACAACUGCACCUGCCUCCCCACCCAACCUCUACAUGUUCCAGCACGGACGUGGCAGGAACAUACUCGGCCGCGUCGUUAGCGCUCCGAGAAGCCGAGCUCUUGGUCGCCGACGAGCAUGCCGCGUUCCAGUCCCUUGCGGUCAUCUCCCCGGCGUUGCCGCUCUUGCGCACAUGGCGCAGCGACCUCACCAAACACAUGAAAGCUCUCCUUCGCUUGGGCAUGGUGGCCGUGGACCAGGUGGCGAUCGGCAGCGCCCUGCAGAUCCUAUAUCAGCUCGGACCGUCGACGUUGUCGGAGCAUGUGCAGGCCGCCGUGAACGCCGCGCUCGAGGACGUGGAAGCCAAAUGCUCGCAGAGUUUGCAGGAAGGGUCGUUCGACGAGUCCAAGCUCAAAGCGGAUGUGUGGGCCGCGCUCCAAACCGUGUUGAGUACGCUGUCGUCCCAUGCGCUGCAAGUGUGGAACCUCCAGCGCGUGCUGCUCAAGUCGUCAACGGCGCCGCUGACGACCUCCUCGGAUGCCAAGUCGAAACCGUCGGAACCACCAAUGACGUACUUGUCGCUGGUCCUCUCGCCGGAUGAACCCACCCUGUUUGCCACGUUUUGGGACAUCUCGUGCGCGCUCGUUCGCGACCUCCUCACGCAAACCCUCGAGUACAAGGCGUCCGUUGUAGCCGCGAUCGUCGGCUACUACCCGAAACUCCGCGUCGAGGCGCAGGAAGUGGUCGCGACACUGCACACGACGUCCGCCCGGCUCAGCCUGGACACGCUCGUCGUGUGCGGGUCCGAGGCCGAACGCGACCAGCUGGUCGACACGGCGCUGGCCCCGCUGCUCGACGCGUACCAGACGCGGUCGUUCACCCGCCUCGCGUCGCCAAUCCACCUCAUGUUUCCGCAAUCGUCCAACUACCACGCAUCUCCCCCCAGUCGCAGCGACAUGACCACGCUGCUCAAGAUCAUGGCGCACGAGCUGGACGUGGCGGGCUCGGACGCCGCCUUUCGUGCCGCCAUCCUCGUCGGGGUGCGGCGCAGUGUCGAGCUGUUCUGCAAGAGUGUGCGGGGCAUGGCGCAUCCGUCGCUGUCCCUUCCUCCGACCGCCCAACGCACGCCGGCCCAGGCGCACAACGUCGGACUCGUUGGCAUCUGUGUGCAGCUACAGGAUGCGCUCCAAGAGUGGCCCGAGCUCGAGACAGCGAGGGACGCCGUGCAUGCCCUCUCUGUGCGGUUGCUGGGGCAAUAUUUGACCGUGCUGGCGGUCAAGUUGGAAUCCAUCCUUGCCGCCAUGCACCUCGAAACGUACGCCGACCAUCCGUCGUCCUCUGCUAUGGUCGGGUCUCGGUUCAUGGUGGAAUUUGCGUCCGUGUUUCACGUGAUGGAGACCGAACACUUGGCUCGGUUAGGGCUAGACCCAAUGACAUCCGUCUGCCGCCGCACGUGCGUCGGGGAGCUCAGCACGCGGCUGCUGUCGCACGCGACGCGGCAACUGGCGCUGGUGCGGCCGCUCACGGAAGCAGGCAAGUGCCGCCUUGCCAGCGAUAUGGCGCAGCUCGAGAUGGUCCUCGGCAACUCGCUCGAGCUGUCCGGUCUCGCGCUGGAAGAGUUCAAAGCGUUCCGGCAUUUGCUGUUUGUGGACACGGCCAACGUGACGCGGGACGGCCGGUUGGACAAGGUGCGCCCGAGCAACGUGUGCCAUCACCUGCUCAGUCGCGGUCCCGCGGGGCUGCAGGCGCCGUGGCAGGCCAAGGGCUGGACAAUUCCGACGUACGUGGCGUGGAUGGAGACGCAGGCGGGGCUCGCGCAGUACAGCCCUGUGGUCAUGCCGGCGGACAUGCCACUUGGGGUGGCCUGCUGGAAAGAUCGCGCGCUGGCGAUGGCGGCAGAAGACGUCAUUUGGAAAGAGAUCCACGCAUGUUUGGAUGCAUAUGCCCAGCGCAGCAGCGCCCGCGGCAACCGAGACGUGGACGCGCUUUACGAUGUGCUCAUGGACGCAGGUCCGUCGCUGCUGGCUGGGUAUGAAGUGGCCACCAAAGCGUACCUGUAUCCGUCCAAGUCGAGAGAAUAACGUAGAUACGAUGCAUUGACAUCGAGUGAUCGAUUAUUGAAAUGUUAGUUAAAGGUCUGUGGUUGGAAGGAUGGUCGAGGAUGCGGUGGUCGUCAAUGUGGUACUAAUGCUAGGGGGGUCGCUGAUUUUGGAGGGCCGAUUCUUCAGCCUCGUGUCGCAGAUCACCUCCAGGGAUUCAUGGGCACGGGCAUUCCACUGCAACGCUUCCGCUUCCGCCUCGAGGAGGUUACGUGCUUCUUCGUCACUCGCGAUCUGGAGAAGGCGAAGCUCCUCCAGUUGGUCGGCUUCUGUCUUGUCGAGUCCCGGAAGCGUGUCGAUCACUUCGUUUGUGCGCUUGGCGCUCAGCAGCAAGUCCUUUGCCAGCCCCUUUAUCCGCUCCAACUGCUCCGCCACAACUUCUGCAUUUGAGUCGUCCUCCGUGUCGAGUGGUGGAAGUAGUCGAAGGGCGUUGAACAUGUCCAGCGUCAUUUGGUCCACGCAUUGCUGCAGCACCGUGACCUUGUCCAUGUUUACUGCUCGGACGGCUGGGGCGUAGCGGAAUU
Aphanomyces astaci is the source of this 3077-nucleotide messenger RNA. RefSeq lists its product as hypothetical. Lineage: Eukaryota; Oomycota; Saprolegniomycetes; Saprolegniales; Verrucalvaceae. The record is from RefSeq and is a predicted model, not a curated record. Gene Ontology annotation, cellular component: COG complex. The coding region runs from base 34 to 2535 and encodes 833 amino acids. The transcript has 2 exons. Gene Ontology annotation, biological process: intra-Golgi vesicle-mediated transport.